AUGAAUCAGGUAAAGAUGUCAUCUAUAUUGGGGGUUGUCCUUCGGCCGUUUGCAUCCGAAGUGAGCUUUGACCCGAUCCCAUGGCAACGAUGGAUGCGGGAGGAAGGAAUGCUCAUCUACACCAUUUCCACCAUUGUCUACCUCAUCACCAUCUUCACCGUCCAACGAGUAAUGAAGAAUCGUCCUCGUUUCGUCUUUCGCCUACCCCUCGCUCUCUGGAACAUUGGCUUGUCCAUCUUCAGUAUCGUCUGCGCGUGGCGGCUAAACGUCGCCACGCAUUACAUCCUAUCCCAGCGAGGCGCCACACUGCACAGCCUUGUCUGCGAAUGCCACUGCUUCGAUAGGGGACAACCCGGCGGGCUCUGGCUGUUCCUCUUCGCAAUGAGCAAGCUCGUAGAAUACGGUGACACCCUGUUCGUGGUUCUCCGCAAGGCAAAACUCAUUGUAUUGCAUUGGUACCACCACGUGCUCACCUACUUCAGUACCUGUUAUCUUUUCGCCUACGCCUCACCGACGGUCUUCGUCAUGGCCAUGGUCAACACGUAUAUCCAUUCUCUCAUGUACCCGUACUACGCUCUCCGCAUCUUGGGCGUGGCCGUCCCAAAACGCGUUGCCAUGACGAUCACCAGCAUCCAAAUCAUCCAGCUUUUGGCGGGUUUUCUCAUUAACCUGUACGCCGCGCAGGCGGUGUUUCGAGGAGUGCCAUGUGAAGUCGACCAUAUCGGACUAGGACUGGGUCUGUUUGGUUUCGGGACCUUGUUCAUACUAUUCGUCAACUUCUUCAUUCACAGUUACUUCUUCAGAGCCUCAAAGACAUAA
Lytechinus pictus (painted urchin) is the source of this 819-nucleotide messenger RNA. RefSeq names its product putative fatty acid elongase 4. Gene Ontology annotation, cellular component: endoplasmic reticulum membrane. Gene Ontology annotation, molecular function: fatty acid elongase activity. The transcript has a single exon. The record is from RefSeq and is a predicted model, not a curated record. The coding region runs from base 1 to 819 and encodes 272 amino acids. Lineage: Eukaryota; Metazoa; Echinodermata; Echinoidea; Temnopleuroida; Toxopneustidae. Gene Ontology annotation, biological process: very long-chain fatty acid biosynthetic process; fatty acid elongation, saturated fatty acid; fatty acid elongation, polyunsaturated fatty acid.